Messenger RNA from Drosophila erecta, 336 nucleotides. RefSeq lists its product as uncharacterized. The record is from RefSeq and is a predicted model, not a curated record. NCBI's taxonomy places the organism in Eukaryota, Metazoa, Arthropoda, Insecta, Diptera, Drosophilidae. The transcript has 3 exons. Bases 1 to 336 code for a protein of 111 amino acids.
AUGUUGGCAACAGAUGUUGGAUGGCAAGGGUAUGGAGUGGUGUGGUCCAUUACGGCCAUGGAUGAAAGUGUGUGCCUGUUGCCAAUUGGAUGUGCUGGUAGAACAUUGGAGAAAUUUGCUGGAACUAUCCCAUCAACUAUCAAAAGAGACGUACCGGAAAUAUCCAGACCAUUCGUUGGCCAACUGGAUGCCCGAGAGCCCAGCAAGCAGCUCCCUUGCUCCAACCUGGCAUGGAAUCCAUGGACAGAUGCCAAAGAGCAGAUGGAACGCCAUUUUCUGUGCGCCAUGGCGCGUCCGCAUCCAACGGCGUCUUCGUCUGCUUUUAAUUUCUUUUAA